AUGGUGCUUGGAAAGGAAGAGUCUUUGUCCAAGCUCAUCUUAAACUUUGGUGCAAACACGCGUAAAAUGGCAAAGUCCAAAAAAACAAAGGGCUACCUCGGAGCCAGGCGCAGUCUGCUGUCGGAGUAUUGGUCGCGCUACCACGCUAUUCGCGACGAUCUUGGCGCGCUGGCGGUCACUGAUGCUAAUGCAGCAGCGGUGCGUGACGCGCUGUCCGAUGAGCACUUUGCAGCUAUUGAAGGAGCAUAUUGCGAAGCAAUGGGUGAACUCAACGAUGGUAUCGACGAGCUUUCAGAUAUCGGCAAUGACAGUUUUAAUCAAUCUGCCACGUUUCGCUCAUUUACAGCAAGUGCACCACUCACAAUUCUUCCAAAAAUCGAGUUGCCGAAGUUCGAUGGGUCUUUUGAAAGGUGGCUAAGCUUUAAGGACAUGUUCACCACGUGCGUGAUCAAAGAUACGACACUCUCCAACGUGCAACGAAUGCACUAUCUCAAAAGCAGCGUACAGGGCGAGCCGGAGGUUAUGCUCCGGAGUUUUUCGGUUAUAGACGCUAAUUUUAUAAUUGCGUGGGACCUACUCCAACAAAGGUAUGACAACACACGACGACUUGUGAAGUCAUACUUGCGAAACAUUGUCAAGUUGGCGGCAAUGCCCACAGAAUCCGAAACGAGUCUGCGAAAACUGUUGGACACCGUGACUGAGUCAAUGCGUGCGUUACAACAGCUUGGCCGUCCAACAGCUCAGUGGGAUGAUUGGCUAAUUUUUCUAAUCACCGAAAAGCUCGAUUCUGCCACAGUUAAAGAAUGGGAGAUGAGUCUUGGUAGUCCAAGUGAGCUGCCUGCUUACAGCGAUUUAGUCGCGUUCUUAGAAAAACGCAUUCUUGGAUUGGAAGCAGUGGGGGCAGCUGCCAAGAAUAAAUCGAAAGAUUUUUCACAAAAAUCACCACACAAUCAAGCUGUGCGAAGUCAUCAAACGAGCUUUGGCCGAUGCUCAUGCUGUUCGGGUAAGCAUACGCUUAUGUACUGCCCGGAUUUCCGCAAGAAAACAUCUUCAGCAAAAUUCGAUCUGGUUCAUAAGGCAAAACUUUGUAAAAAUUGUCUAAAACCAGGCCACACUCUUGACGAGUGCUCAUCUACUUAUACAUGCCAAAGGUGCAUGCAAAAACAUCAUACACUGUUGCAUGACAGUCUUUCUACGCAACCCAACAAAGUUGCUGCUCAUCAUACGCGUUCCGAUUAUUUCAUACAAACACCAAACACAAAUGAUCUCACAUCUGUUCUGCUGGCAACUGCGGUUAUUGGAAUACGCUCUCCCACAGGGCAUGAACUCAAACUGCGGGCGCUCCUGGACAAUGGAUCACAGGCAUCUUUCAUCAGCGAGUUUGCAGUUCAACAACUACACCUUCGCAGAGCCCGUCUUCAAGUACCCAUCACCGGUAUAGGCGGCUGCCGUGUAGGUGAGUCUAAUGGCGUAGUUCAUUUCUCAUUACAUUCACUUACAGAACUCGAGUUCAACAUCGAUUGUUCGGCUCUGGUCCUGCCCCGCUUGGGACAUCUCAUGCCGUUAAAACGUGUCGAUCCAAAACCAUAUUCGGAAUUUCUCGAUCUGUCAUUAGCCGAUCCAAACUUCUUUGAACCAGGGUCUAUUGAUGUCAUCAUCGGCGCAGAUCUCUACGGUCUCCUUUUGCGCAACGACAUCAAACGCUCUGCCAUCAACAAAGUUACCGCACAGAAUACUCACUUAGGAUGGGUAAUCUACGGGCGUCUGCCCCACACAUCUACACUACUCCUGGCCACCACGUUUUGCGCUACAGCCACUACUGAGCUCAAUAAUUUGGUUCAACAACUGUGGAAGUUCAAUGAAUGUGAGGACGUGGAAGGCUCAUCCUCAAUGACGCAAGACGAAAUUUACUGCGAGAAGCUAUUUGAGCGUACAGUGUGUCGCGAUCUUUCCGGGCGCUAUCACGUUCAAUAUCCCUUUAAGGAGUCCUGUGACCUUGCUGCUCUAUUCGAUUCUAAAUCAGAUGCCCUUCGACUGUUCACAUACCAACAAGCGCGCCUUCAAAACAAUGCCACACUGAAUGAAAUGUAUACAGCGUUUAUGGCUGAGUACAGAAAUCUUGGUCAUAUGGAGCCAGUCCCAUCUGACGAUUUUGCGCAUCCAGUAUGUUACAUUCCUCAUCAUGGUGUGUACAAAAAAGGUAGCACUACGACGAAGCUUCGCACUGUAUUUAAUGCUUCAAGGAAAUACAAAGGUGGCGUUUCUCUAAACGACUGUCUUCAUGUUGGACCCAAGCUGCAGAGCGACUUAAGCUCCAUCAUUUUAAAAUGGCGAAUGCAUCGAGUUGCGUUCAUAGCGGACAUUGAAAAAUGUUAUCGCCAGAUUUUAGUCAGCAGACCUGAUGCUGAUAUGCAGCGGAUUGUCUGGCGUGACGAGCAGGACAAGCCAGCCAUUUACCGGUUGCUCACUGUAACUUACGGCUUAAAUUGUUCGCCCUAUCUCACCAUUAAGGUUCUGCACACGCUUGCUACGGAUGAAGAACACGAUUUUCCGGCAGCAUCAAAAAUAUUAAAGGAGUCGUUUUACAUGGAUGAUUGCCUGCAUGGUGCCGCAACCGUGGAAGACGCUCUGAAUAUUCAAUGCCAGCUACAACAGCUUUUGCAGCGCGGCGGAUUCAACCUUCGGAAGUGGAUGUCCAACUCUACUGAAUUUAUGCGCCAUCUGUACACUGAAGACGAAAACAUUGGGCUGUCCCGCAACUUAAAUCUUGAUAGCGAAACAAACGCUCUAGGAAUUUAUUGGCUGUGCGACACUGACAGCAUCGGUUACAAGACAAACGUAACACCUAUCAUUGGAGACAUCACAAAGAGGCAGCAAUUGUCCGAUGUGGCCAAAAUCUAUGACCCGCCGGGUCUACUAGCACCUGUCGUAGUUAAAGGUAAAGCUAUUUGUCAGCAGCUGUGGUUAUCGGGUGUCGAUUGGGACGAUCCCAUUCCUGAUCCACUUCAACAAGAAUGGCGACGCUUUAGAGACGAAAUGCCUCAAAUCAGAGAACUCAAAGUGCCCAGGUGGGUUGGAGCUGAGCCCAGUGUAUCCAGUUACCAACUGCAUGUAUUUUCUGAUGCCUCUACUGUGGCAUAUGCUGCUGUCGCGUACCUUCGUGUGGAAACUUCAGGUAAUGAUGUAAAAAUAUCAAUUCUAACCGCUAAGACUAAGGUGGCACCACUGAAGAAGAUAACCAUCCCGUGUUUGGAGCUAAAUGCUGCUCUACUCGCAGCGAAAGUAGCCGCUAAAGUGCUGUCAACACUGCAACUUCCAGCGAUUAGACUUUACUGUUGGUCGGAUUCCAAAACCACGCUCAGCUGGAUUCGAUCAAAUCCUGGUAAACACAAGCAAUACAUCAGCAAUCGUCUAACUCAAAUCCAAGAGUUAACACCAAUCAACGCUUGGAAGUAUGUACCUACUACAACGAACCCAGCCGACAUCGCAUCCCGGGGUAUCUUCCCGUCUCAGCUCGCAGGGUUGUCGCUGUGGUGGCGGGGACCUCCGUGGCUAAAUCGUCACUCAAGCACCUGGCCUGAACAACACAACGGUUACACAGAUCCAGACGAAGAAUUAGUUCUCUCCCUAGUGACGAUUCCGGAAGAGUCCAAACCAACCAUGCUCACGACAUUGCUCCAAAAAUACUCGAAUCUCAACAAGCUAUUGGCAGUCACAUCUUGGUGUCAGCGUUUCCUUGCCGCACUGAUGAAGCGACCCCAUGAAACAACUCUAUGGUGCACUGUGACUGAAAGAACCGCGGCCUUGCAAUUCUGGAUAAGGUAUGUUCAGCAGAUUCAUUUUGCUAAUGAGAUCUCCUGUCUUCGUUCUAGCAAACCGAUUUGCCAGAAGAGCAAGCUCCUCAAAUUGAACCCAGUUUUGGAUGACGAUGGUAUUUUGCGUUUAAACGGGCGGUUGAAGAACGCAAACAUGCCUUUCUAUGAACAGUUUCCAUGCUUGUUACCGAAACAGGAUCCUCUGUGCACGUUACUGAUCAGUCAAGCGCAUGACUAUACGUUGCAUGGCGGCGUUCAAUCGACUCUCAACUUUAUAAGAAGAAGAUACUGGAUUAUUGACGCUCGUUCGUCAAUCAGACGAUUCAUUCAUCGUUGUAUAAAAUGUUUUCGUCACCGAGGUGUUCCCUCGACCCAAAUCAUGGGAAGUCUUCCCACGCAUCGCUGCAACGCAGCAAAACCUUUUAGUCAUUGUGGUCUCGAUUACGGUGGACCGUACCAAAUUCGCAGCGCGAAAGGCAGAGGCCAUCACAGUUACAAGGGCUAUGUUGCCCUAUUCGUAUGCUUCAGCACCCGAGCAAUUCAUCUGGAACUGGUUAGCGACUUGAGCACUGCAGCGUUUCUUGCAGCCCUUCGAAGAUUCUUUGCACACCGUGGAUACAGUUCGGACAUAUACAGCGACUGUGCUACAACGUUCGUAGGAGCCGAUGCGGAACUAAAAGCAGAUCUGGCCAGCUUUCGACAACAGCUUGAGGCGGCAGCACGGUAUGUGCCAACUUGGGGAGUAAUAUGGCAUUUCAUACCACCUGGAUCUCCAAAUUUCGGAGGCAUCUGGGAGGCGGGUAUAAAAAGCAUGAAACAUCAUUUAAGGCGCAUAAUUGGCAGCGCAAAGCUAACCUUUGAAGAAUUUUAUACUCUUUUAAAGCAAGUGGAAGCAGUGCUUAACUCGAGGCCGAUCUCGGCACUAACAGAAGACGCAACGGACUUAGCUGCGUUGACCCCUGGCCAUUUUUUGGUGGGCGGUCCGUUAAUCGCUACUCCCGAACCAAGUUUACUUGAUGUUAAUCCAAAUCGACUCAAAAGGUGGAAACAGCUUCAGCAAAUGCAGCAACAUUUCUGGGCCCGAUGGAGUUGUGAGUACUUGCGAGAACUACAAGUAAGACGCAAAUGGCAUCAAACUAGCACCAAUCUAUCACCCGGAGACUUGGUCUUAAUACGCGACGAGCACGCUCCUCCCACUCAGUGGACGUUGGGUCGUAUAAUAGACGUGCAUCCAGGAACUGACGACGUUGUCAGAGUGGCAACCAUUCGUACGCCAACUUCCAUUAUCAAGCGAGCCAUAUCAAAGUUAGUACUGCUGCCUAUGGAGGACACCUGA
Messenger RNA from Anastrepha obliqua, 5151 nucleotides. RefSeq lists its product as uncharacterized. The record is from RefSeq and is a predicted model, not a curated record. Lineage: Eukaryota; Metazoa; Arthropoda; Insecta; Diptera; Tephritidae. The transcript has a single exon. Bases 1 to 5151 code for a protein of 1716 amino acids. Gene Ontology annotation, molecular function: nucleic acid binding. Gene Ontology annotation, biological process: DNA integration.